GAUCACGGCCAGAUGCUAAAGCUUUGAAGUGAAGAACAAAGUGGUUCACAUUUGGUGCAUUCUUGAAAAUAAUUUCCUUGAUAAAAUUUGAUGAAAAACUCUCAUCACAAUCAUUUAGCAGGUGAAAUAUCAAUGGAAUCAGCAGGAGGGCGUCUAAGCAGCUGAAAAGAAGCCCAGAAGUAGAAUUAAUCUUCAAUGCAUUAGGGUUCCAGAAGCACAAUAAGUACAUACAGCGUGAAUGAUCAACAAUAUGUGUGGACUUCUUUGCAGAAGAUUUAGGAACAAUGUGCUUGAAAGGAUUUCAAUUUAUAUUCUGAUUUUAGAAUCAGUGCUUCCCAUAAACACAGGAAACUGGACUAUUGCUGUCCCAAAUGGGCACAUCAUUGGCUUUCACAGAGAAGACGUAAUUCUGCCUUGUUCUAUUUCACCUGCUAUUACAGCUGUGGAUAUGGAGGUUACAUGGUUCAAAGGAGCCCAAGACAGAAUUGUCCAUUCAUACUUUGAUCGAACAAAUCAGCUUAAAAUGCAGCAGAACUUCUACCAAGGCCGGACCGUGCUUUUGCGGUCAGGGCUCCCAAAUGGUAAUCUUUCUUUGAAGCUCAAAAACCUCCACAUCUCUGACAGUGGUGCCUAUACCUGUUCUGCAUUUGAUAAGAAACUUUAUGAAGAAGGCGAGGUCGAACUAAUAGUUGGAGCUAUAGGGACUGAGCCCAUCAUCUCAGUUGAUUCAGCAGAAGGUGACCAGAGACGCCUAAUGUGCAAGUCUGAUGGAUGGAAUCCUGAGCCAGUUGUUAUCUGGAGAAAUGUUAACGGAAGGAAAAUUCCAUCAGUGAUAAGGACAAGCGUGAUGAAGGAUGAUGAUGGCCUGCUUAGUAUUAGAAGUUAUGUCACUGUUAAAGAGAACCCAGCUGUCAUGACUUGUCUAAUAAGAAGUAAAAUAGCACACCCGGAUUGGGAGACAUAUCUGUAUAUAUCAACCUUGUACUAA
Molecule: messenger RNA, 988 nt
Organism: Polypterus senegalus (gray bichir)
Lineage: Eukaryota; Metazoa; Chordata; Cladistia; Polypteriformes; Polypteridae
Product: butyrophilin-like protein 8
Exons: 6
Coding region: 239-988 (249 amino acids)
Source: RefSeq, a predicted model, not a curated record